UAUUAGCAACGAAGUCGAUCAAUGCACUUAUUUUCUCCUCAUUCAUGCUAUGGUUAGGAGGCAGGUAGGCAGCGGCAAUAAACAAACGGUGGUCGCAUAACUGAAUACAUACGCAAGUGAGUUCUAACAGUUGCGGUAACGUAGGAAGCACAUAAGAGAGAAGAGAAACGUUGCAUGCAAUUAAAACACCACCCACACGAGAGUGAGAGCUGUUAUUGGCCGGGAUGCAGCGGUAAACACGAUACUCAUCUCCUAGAAGGAGAGCGGUGGGAAUACAGGGAUCAAGCCAAGUUUCAGUGAGUACCAAUACAUCGUAUUCCGUCUCAAGAACCGACAAACGGAACUCAUCGGCUUUAGAACGCAGGCUACGCACAUUCUGAUAGUACACAGUGAUACAAGCCGCUCGAUCAGUGGGUGCUUGUUGCAUAGUGUUAGUAGGCGCUGUGGUGUUGCAAUUGAGCGAGCUUAUCGUAGAAGGUGAGUGUAUUGUGUUUGUUAUCGAAGGAUUAGCUCGAGCCGUAUGCGCAAAAUAUGGAUGCGCUGCUGUAGUGCGGUUACUUCGGAAAAAACUGAACCAGUGUAGUUUGAAGUGUUUUUGAACGUGACGUGGACGGAAGAGUGGGUGAAGGGAGAGUGCAAUUCAUAUCGGUUGGUGAUUGUUCGGUUUGUGUUCGUGCGGGUUCAUGGAUAUAUGCAGAUAUGGAAAACAAAAACAAAAACGUAAGCAUCGUAGACGAAAAUGGGAAUCCUGGUAAGCGGCCCUUAAGCAUGCUAAGAAAUUUUGAAAAAGAAGAAGAAACAACACUUGAUUCUGGAAACGCUAAAAAGCAGCAAAAAGAGCAACCAUCUGGGACAAUGAAGAAUUAUAUUGUUUUUCCAAAUGGACAAAAACUAGAAAUUCGUGGCACUAUUUGUGGUGCUGUCAAUCUGGAUCAAACUGUAUGUGCGAAACCAUUAGAUGCUAAUCCGAGCUCCACACAAACACAGCAAACUAUUUUUUUAAAAACUGCUGGAGCUACUCCAUGUACUAGCAAACCUGUACAACAGCCAUUAGAUGUUAAAAAGACUGCUGGAAAGCCACAUCCCGUUACACAUACACAGCAAACUAUUUUUUUAAAGACUGCUGGAGCUACUCCAAGUACUAGCAAACCUGUACAACAGCCAUUAGAUGUUAAAAAGUCUGCUGGAAAGCCACAUCCCGUUACACAAACACAGCAAACUAUUUUUUUAAAGACUGCCGGAGCUACUCCAAGUACUAGCAAACCUGUACAACAGCCAUUAGAUGUUAAAAAGUCUGCUGGAAAACCAGGUCCCGUCACACAAACACAGCAAACUAUUUUUUCAAAGACUGCUGGAGCUACGCCGAGUCCGAGCAAACCGAGUCUGCAAGAACAACCGAUGGUUAAUACCGAACUAUCUGGUGGUUUGCUUGAUCCCGACGAUACUCCAUUCUUAAUCACCAAGAACAUAUUACGACAGCUUAUUCGUGAUGAAGUUACUAGCGUACUCCAGGAACAAAGGGAUAGUUUCAUGGAACCAAUGUUUCGACGCAUGGCCGGAAUGGAAGCGACUUUUGCUUCACUGUAUAAUCAAAUCUCGUCACAGACCAAUCAAACGAAUGUUGAUCCAAAAGUGUUGGAAAAUUUCGAGUUUGAUACCAUCGACAGUGGCGAAGCAUUGACUGAACUUGACGAGCGACUUAAAAACGAUGAUCAGUAUAAAAAUACGUUUGUUGCAUGGGUUCAAAGGUACAUUAACGUUCCAAUAAGUACAAAAAGGAUGUCGAAACUGCUCAAAGCGUUAUUUACACCCAAAUUUCUUUGCCUUCUGACAUGGAGUGGAAGAGGAAAAAGAGCAAUGUACACUCUGUCAAAUUAUAAAGGAAUAAUAGACUUGUUUAAAACUGUAGGAAGUACUGAACUUUCCAAAGUAGGGGACCGUGAAGUUGCAGAUUUCUUCAUCCUUAAAUUGAGAUACGCUACAUACUAUCUAAGCCGGCAGGAAUGCAACCAAACAAAUCGUUGAGGAAUCUUUAUGUUUAAUUGAGGUUUAAAAGCCUUUGACUUUACACUUCAUUGAAUUUCGCCUCUUAAUUCAUGUGAUAUCUUAGAACUCUUAUAUAUACAAUACAAUGCAGUACAAAAUAAAUGAAAUCGAUGUUUUGUUAACAA
Molecule: messenger RNA, 2171 nt
Organism: Anopheles arabiensis
Lineage: Eukaryota; Metazoa; Arthropoda; Insecta; Diptera; Culicidae
Exons: 11
Coding region: 700-2025 (441 amino acids)
Source: RefSeq, a predicted model, not a curated record